This is a messenger RNA of Quercus lobata, 926 nucleotides long. RefSeq names its product probable thiol methyltransferase 2. NCBI's taxonomy places the organism in Eukaryota, Viridiplantae, Streptophyta, Magnoliopsida, Fagales, Fagaceae. Gene Ontology annotation, molecular function: S-adenosylmethionine-dependent methyltransferase activity. The coding region runs from base 39 to 833 and encodes 264 amino acids. The transcript is spliced from 6 exons. The record is from RefSeq and is a predicted model, not a curated record.
GGGAAGAAAGAGGAGUUUCUCAAUUUGGGCAUUAUGCAAUGCAAUCCCUCUCACGCUCACGUUUUCUGGCUCACACAUACGCCACGGCCCUCAUCCCGUUUCGGAACCCGCCAUCAAUCAUACGGACCGUUUCGUCCACAAACGCUAGGAUUCAUGGUUCGAAACUGAGGAGGAUGGAGAAAAGAGAUGAAAAUCAAAAGAGUGUAGCUGUGGAGAGCACCACAAGAUUAAACAACCCCCGUGUUGAUAAGCUUCAACAACUCGUACACAUGGAAUCUACUGAUGGUUGGGAAAAGAGUUGGGAGCAAGGUGUGACCCCAUGGGAUUUAGGACAACCGACACCAAUUCUUGUACAUCUUCAUCAAACAGGAGCUCUUCCCAAGGGUAGGGCUUUAGUCCCUGGUUGUGGCAGUGGUUAUGAUGUAGCAGCAGUUGCAUGCCCUGAACGCUAUGUUGUUGGAUUGGAUAUAUCAGACAUUGCCAUUAAGAAAGCAGUGGAGUUGUCUUCCUCAUUACCGAAUGCAAGUUAUUUUAACUUCUUAAUGGCGGACUUUUUCACUUGGAAUCCAAGUGAAUUGUUUGAUCUCAUUCUUGAUUAUAUGUUCUUUUGUGCCAUUGAACCAGACAUGAGGUUGGCUUGGGCACAGAGAAUUCGUGAUUUAUUGAAACCUGGUGGAGAGCUCAUAACACUAAUGUUUCCAAUUAGCGAUCAUGUUGGUGGACCCCCAUUCAAAGUAUCAAUUUCAGGGUACACACUUAUUUACCUUCUUUUUUUUUCUCUUUUUCUUUUUUGCCGGCCCUUCCCUUGGGGGUUGGGAGGCUUGGUAGUUUGAAUCUAGUAUCGAUAUCACUGAAGAAACUUUUGCAUGGAUGUUUGUCUACACUUAACAACUUUUUUUUUUCAAACUUACCAAUUUAAAUCUUUG